Molecule: messenger RNA, 923 nt
Organism: Cinara cedri
Lineage: Eukaryota; Metazoa; Arthropoda; Insecta; Hemiptera; Aphididae
Source: the annotation of a GenBank genome assembly
AUGAGAAUUGAGGGAAAAGUGGAAGAGUAUUCAGAAAAUGACCAGUAUGGAUUUAGAAGGCAAACAGUUACACGAGGAACAAUUCUAGGACUACUGGUGUUGAUUGAAAAGCAGAUUAAAAAAAAUAAAACUACAUAUUUGGCCUUUAAAGAUUUAGAAAAAAAUAUUCAACAACGUAAACUGUAAUAAAAUACUUAUUUCACUACGAGGAAUAGGUAAUGAACAACAGGACCUAAGGAUAAUCCAUAGUCUGUACAAAAAUCAGACAGCCAGUAUUGAAAAGGGAGAAGUAACUACUACCGCACAGAUGAAAAAAAGGAGUCUUACAAGGAUGUACGUUAUCACCUCCACUUUUCAAUUGUUGCAUCGAAGAUACUAUAAAUGAAGUAAAAGUAAAGUUAAUAGGACUAAAUAUUGGAGUCAUAAUUGGAGGGCAAAAUGUCUCAAUGAUAAGAUUUGCAGAUGAUAUUGUGAUGAUAGCUGAUAGUGAAGGUGGCAUACAGCGUGCAGUGGAUAAAAUGACUGAAAUCUUCAGAAUAUUAGAAAUGAAAAUAAAUAGCAAAAAAAUGAAGAUUUUAGUAUGUACCAAAGACCCAAAAAUAAAAGCCAAGAUUUACAUAGGUCGUAAAAAAUUAGAGCAGGUAGAAGAAAUGGUGUAUCUGGGAAGUAAAAUAACAUAUAAUUGUAAGAGCACCAGAGAAACCAAACAGCGUAUUUCAUUGGCAAAAAUUGCUGUCAGCAAGAAACACAAACUAUUCACGUCAACAAAGCUGCUACUCAAUAUCAAGAAGGGGCUCAUUAAAACAUAUGUAUGGAGUGUUGCAGCAUAUGGAAGUGAGACGUGGGCCAUAAAUAAUGUUAAAAAGAAAAACUGGAAGCUUUUGUAUGGAAGGGAUAAGUUUGAUGGAGAGAAAAACAAAUGA